UGUUGAGUCAAACCAUUGGUUGCCCACUAAUUCCUAACAUUGUGGUCCAUCCGGUGAGCUUACCGACCUGAUUUUAAUACCAGGUGUUCCUGAUGGUGGGAUCCACUGUCGUUUUGAUGUGGAUGUGCCCGACAUGUUAGCGAGAAAGAUGGUACAGCUUCACAGCCUGUGGGGCCGUUUGCCUGUAGGUGCUGAGUUGAUAGGGCUCUCACUCAAGAGUGAGUGAGAGUUGUUGAGUUGGGCACGUGUGAAGCUUUUGUGGGAGGUGGUGGUGACAAUAUAUGAAUGCCUCUAGGUCCAUCUACCCAUCAGUUGGACCUAAAUCUAUUGAGGCAAACAAAUGUAGCCCACAUGAUGCCUGGACCAGGCCGGUUUUCAGGGCAGUAUGCUCACAUCGGUUGCAAGUCCCUGAUCUUGAACGCCCGUUCCAUGUUGGCACAUGAGCCAUGAUCUACCUAAUUAAUCUCUCCCCAUGUAACUGUCAUUGCCAAGCGUUCUUCAGGUGCUGAUUUCGGCAGACAUGGUUCAAAUGCAAAAGGGCAGAUAGAGUUCACAAUUUGGUGAUUAAUCCACCAUAUGCGUGGCAUGCGCGUAUAUGAAUCCUGACUCUUCAAAUCAUACAGCGAAUCUGGAUGGUGAAUAGCAAAUGGAUAGCUAAAAAUACUAUGGUCAACCGUCUAAAUUAAAUUAAGUCAAAUGGUUAAGAUUGUGCCAUUGGUGUUGAUUUUGGGCAAUGCCCCAUCUGUGGUGGGGUCCAAGAUCCGGAUGCUCCUGAUUUUUUAUUUUGCAAAUGUGUUCCACAUGACGAGCGUGGUGGAUGAGUUACCACAGCAAUUAGAAUUACAUUUGAUGUUAGUGGCCAUAUGAGUAGAGCUAUCUUUACCACCAUUUUUACAAAAUAGUUCUGCUAGAAAACAUCACCGUAUUGCAAUAAGAUACGCAUGGAAGAAUUCGGGGUAACUUCAAAUUAUCUGAACCGUUGUUUGAUGGGUCUCAGUUUAUAAAGUGGAUAGAGGUCAAAUAAAAGCUGUCAAUGGGGCUGCCAGAGCCCUUCCAUUAUUUGGCUCUUUGGCUGUGAAUAUGUAUGGUCACCAUAACCUGGGGAUAUAUCCCAGCAAACCUCUCUAUAAAAAAUCAAACAAGCGAGAACAAAUGCGUAAGGCCCAGCUGAUGGAUGGUGCUGAUUACUCGACUGUGCAGCCAGCAUCAACUGCAAUGGUCACUUCAUCCACAUGGACCAAAGUCAGUUUAGAAAUGAGAAAUACAUGGAUGCAUGUGAAGCAUGAGAUUUUCGCCUUACUACCCAAAUCCUGACAAACUUGCUACAUUCUUUCAACAGGCAUUCGGCUAAAACAUUUCCAAACAUGCAUUCCUAGCAUACACUAAAUCCAUCCAUCACUCCCCUCUCUCCAUCCAUCUCCCAAUGUCUCCCUUCUCCUUCUUCCUUCUCUUCUCUCUCAUCCAUACAUGGGGUGUCCCUUUAAUGGGCGCCAAGGUUGUCAUGGUUGUGAUGGACGGUGAUCCUGUAAUUUCUUACAAGUCCAAUCAAACCCAUUUCAGGUCUGACUCUCAUGAGACAUUGUUAUGGUCCUGAUUAAUGCAUCAGAGAGUGAAUAGUGUCCCAAUGUGCAAACCAUAGUUCAUAAACAUGAAAACUCAAGUUGAAUGGGCCUUUAAAAAAAAUCUUCUAAGCUAGAAGGUCCUAAUCAUUCAGUCAGUAGCAUAAACAUAGAGAGUUUAAGAACACAACAACAACAACCCCAACGGCAUCAGCAGCAGACAAUGAAAGAAAAGGCCAGAUAUUAGUGUCCAUCAGUGCAACCAUCUGGAUCACCCAACCAAGUGCCCCACUUAUACAAGUUCGGCGCAUCGGGACACUAUUGAAAUAUCUCCCAAAUUGCCUAACACUUACAUUAGUAAGUUGUUAAUAAGUAUGAAAAAUCCCAAUCUUCUCUCCUUUAAUUGUUAUGUUUCUUGUAGGAAUGAAGAAGAUCUGAAAUUGUACAAAGAAAGCAUGAUUAGUGGGCAUGACAUGUUCUUGGACUCUCUCCUUCCAAUGGACUCUUACACCAAACUCUACAGCUACACCCAUUUACUCAAUGGCUUUGCCCUACAUAUCACGUCUGAAGAGGUACUAGAAAUUCUCCAAAAUGCACAUGGCAUCAGAAGUAUCCACCAAGACAUCAAGAUGGUGAAAUUGACAACCCACACACCAGAAUUCCUAGGGAUCCCCAACGGUGUUUGGCCAGAGCUAGGAGGAGCCCAGAGUUCAGGCAAUGGCGUGGUGAUAGGCAUGAUUGAUACUGGCAUCAAUCCCUACCAUCCAAGCUUCACCGGCCAAAGGAAAUGGGGUAUCGGAAAAUUCAAGGGAAGAUGCAAAGAGGGAGACGGAUUCCCUCAGGGCGCCUGCGCAGGCAAGAUAGCCGGCGCACAGUACUUUGCUCGUGCAGCCAUAGCCGCUGGAGAGUUCAAUGCCACACGGGAUUAUGCAUCCCCUUUCGACGCCGACGGUCAUGGAAGCCACACAGCUGCAAUAGCCGCCGGGAAUUACCAGAUUCCCGUGAUCGCCAACGGAUUCAACUAUGGAUAUGCGAGCGGCAUGGCGCCCGGUGCUCGGAUUGCUGUAUAUAAAGCUCUCUAUUCGUUUGGUGGUUACAUGUCGGAUGCCGUCGCAGCCAUCGAUCAGGCAGUAGAAGAUGGUGUAGAUAUCCUCAGCCUCUCUGUAGGGCCAUCGAGCGUCCCUCAAGGGCCAUCUGCUUUUCUCAACGUCUUAGAAAUGGAGUUGCUGUUCGCCACCAAGGCCGGCGUGUUGGUCUUUCAAGCCGUCGGUAAUGGUGGGCCAUCUUCCAGCUCCAUCCUCUCUUUCAGCCCUUGGAUCACCAGCAUUGCCGCAUCCAUCACCGAUCGCAGAUACAACAAUUCAAUCCAUCUGGGCAAUGGACAGAUCUUGUCUGGCACUGGACUUGCACCUCCUACGGCCGGGGAAAUACAUUUUCCGAUAGUCGCUGCCGCAGAUGUGUGCGAGAGGAACUCGUCAUUAGUGACGGUUGAGAACUGUCAGCACGCUGAGCCGUUCAUCAGGUCCUUGGUCCGGGACAAGCUGAUCAUCUGCACAUACACGUUCGACUUUGAGUUCGAGUCAGCGAGCAUUACCACCGUCGCCAACACCAUCCAGAGAAUCGGGGCCGCAGGAUUCAUCCUCACGGUGGAUCCCAACCUCAGGUCCCACCAAGUGAAGGGCACCACCGUUACACUUCGGGUCCCAGGAAUCGUAAUAAACAACAUGCAAGCCUCAGCACUGUGGGAGUACUACACCACCCACACCAUUCGCAACACAAUAGGGCGCGUGGUGGCAUUUGCAGCAACGGCAAGGAUCAUGGACGGACGGCGCGCAGUUUACACUGGACAGGGCCCGGUCGUGGCGUCCUACUCAUCAAGAGGUCCUGAUGUGAACAACGCGCUAUUACAGACGGCGGAUGUUCUCAAACCCAAUGUCAUGGCCCCAGGCUCCUCCAUCUGGGCUGCCUGGAGUCCCAAUAGCCAAGGAGAUCGCUAUGUUACAGGGCAGGAUUUCGCUCUCAUUUCUGGUACGAGCAUGGCCACCCCACACGCAGCCGGUGUAGCGGCUCUGAUCAAGCAAAAGCACCCAACUUGGAGCCCUGCCGCAAUUACGUCAGCAAUAAUGACGACUGCCCAUGUAACCGACCGCUCCGGUUUACCGAUCUUAGCCCAACGGUCUAAUCAGCUGGACCCCGGAACACCAUUCGACUAUGGCUCGGGAGCCAUCAACCCAACUCGAGCCAUCGACCCAGGACUAGUGUUCGACGCCAGCUUCAAGCACUACAUCCAUUUCCUAUGUGCCGUUCCAGGCGUGGAUGAUGACUCCAUCAGGCAAGCGGUGGGCGUUGGUUGCCCCACGUCCUAUAGAAGAGUGUGGUGCUCUGAUUUGAACACGCCGAGCGUGACGGUGUCGAACUUGGUCGGCUCAAGAACGGUGAAUCGGAGGGUGACGAAUGUGGCUGAUGGUAAGGAGACGUACCGGGUUACGGUGCGGGAACCGGCUGGCGUGGGUGUGGCUGUGGUGCCACACGUGUUCACCAUACGUGUCAAUGAAACAAGGCGUGUGAAGCUAACGCUGGAAGCAAGGGAAGCAACGAAUGCAUACACGUUUGGGGAGUUGGUGAUGGAGGGGGAUAGAAAUCACGUGGUGAGAGUUCCUCUGGCCGUUUACGUUGCAAGCGUGUUAGGAUAUUGAAUGUUUGGAUCUAACGUGCGC
This is a messenger RNA of Magnolia sinica, 4276 nucleotides long. Its product is annotated as subtilisin-like protease SBT2.5. Bases 1934 to 4255 code for a protein of 773 amino acids. Gene Ontology annotation, biological process: proteolysis. Gene Ontology annotation, molecular function: serine-type endopeptidase activity. NCBI's taxonomy places the organism in Eukaryota, Viridiplantae, Streptophyta, Magnoliopsida, Magnoliales, Magnoliaceae. The transcript is spliced from 8 exons. The record is from RefSeq and is a predicted model, not a curated record.